GAGUUCCUAACAAGAGUAAUAAAUCACCCCAGUCUAAAUUUUUAGAAGACUUUUUAAAUAUGUGUUUUCACUAUAAGGAACAAGGAGGUAAGAUUGUUGAGUUCUGUAGAAAUAAUGUAUACACACAUCACUUCCAAUAUUUUGUGCAAUUUAAAUUUCAUAGUCCCAAAGAAUUUAAGUGAUGUAUACUUUAGAGGGGUAACUUUGUCUUCAUUGUUAAACGCAAUCGACAAGCUUCCUGCAACUAUUUUUAUACAUUCAGAUGAAAAAUUAGGAGCAUGUUAGGAAACUCUUCAUAAACAGGAUUAUAAACCAUCCUUGAUGGGAUCUUGGAAACUGCCUGGAUUUAAGGCGAGUAACUACUGUGUAAACCACUCUCCAACCAAGUGAAAACAUUCAAAUUGCCUUUUUUUUUUUUUUUUAAAGAUACUAGCUUUGUCUGGGAAAAUGGUUAAAACUGCCUUUUCUUUAAGCUAGACUUGUAAUUUAGGGGAGAACGAGGUUAUCCCACGCCAAGGGGAAGCCACGCUGCUUUCCGGGCUUUGUGCAUUCGCGCAUGCGCUCUGGCGCCAGCCUUGCCACCAGGAGGCGUCUGACCCCUUGCAAGGCGGGGUCGCGGUGUGGUGCGCUCGAGUAUGACGUCAGUGUGUGCGCCACAUCUUGUUGCUGGGCAGCGAUGGCGGCUACUCUGGAGUCCUCUGGGGAGGACACAUUGUGGAACUUCGUGAGAGUUUUGGAGAAGCGAGAUGGCACGGUGUUACGACUGCAGCAGUAUGGCUCUGGCGGUGUGGGUUGCGUUGUUUGGGACGCUGCCAUUGUGCUUUCUAAAUACCUGGAAACGCCCGGGUUUUCCGGAGAUGGGGCCCACGCACUGAGCCGGCGGUCGGUGCUAGAGCUGGGCUCCGGCACCGGGGCCGUGGGGCUCAUGGCUGCUACCCUAGGGGCAAAUGUCGUAGUUACUGAUCUUGAAGAAUUGCAAGACUUGCUGAAGAUGAAUAUUAAUAUGAACAAGCAUCUUGUCACUGGUUCUAUUCAAGCCAAGGUACUGAAAUGGGGGGAAGAAAUAGAAGACUUUCCUUCUCCGCCAGACUACAUACUGAUGGCUGACUGCAUAUACUAUGAAGAGUCUUUGGAGCCACUGUUGAAAACCCUAAAAGAUCUCAGUGGAUCUGAGACUUGUAUUAUAUGUUGUUAUGAACAACGAACAAUGGGGAAAAAUCCAGAAAUUGAAAAAAGAUAUUUUGAGCUCCUUCAACUAGACUUUGACUUUGAAAAAAUUCCUUUGGAAAAACACGAUGAAGAAUAUCGAAGCGAAGAUAUUCACAUUUUAUAUAUCAGAAAGAAAAAAUCGAAAUUUCCAUCGUGAGAUCUUUAAGUCAUCUUACCCAAGCCUCUAACAAUGUGGGUAAGCUAACAAUGUGAAUGGAGCAUGUGAAUACAGCAUGGGAAGAUUGUGUUCACAGAUUUUUCCAGCAUGUCCUUAGGGGUCUGAUAUAUAGACAAUCACCAUGGGCUACCUGCAAUAUGAAAAAUGACUGACUGCCUGCCUCCCUGCCAAUGGGCCUGAAAUCUGACUUAGUUUACUUCUAGUUCAGAAUCAACUUAUGCUUAAAAGAAACAAUGUGUUAUCAGUCACUCCUCAAAUAAAAAUAGGUACUGAAGUUAGCCUAAAGUCUGCCAAAAAUAAACAGUGAAGUAGCAUGGUUGACUUGGCAUAUUUUCAGGAAACCAGAGAUAAAUUAAUCCAUUUUCUAAAGAGAGAGAUCUCUUACUAUUAACUAAUGUUUAAAUGUAAACCAGUAAAUUUUAGUUUGUCUUCAAGAUAAAUUUAAAGGAAGAUUUUCAUUUUAAUAUAAUUAUGCACUGGUCUUUAUCAUAUAUAUCUUCCAUCUCUUUGCUUUUAAGAUAGUUUUAAUACUUGAGUGUUUUUUACUUAAAAAAAUGAAAAAAAAAUUUUGUGUACUUACAUUGGCCAAAGUUCUAUUCUUUUUCUCCACCAUACAUGUCUACGUGAAUUAGGUAGUAAAUUAUACUGUAGUCAUUUGGUAAGGAUGAAAGCUAGGAAUCAGGAGAUUGGGAGGGAGGAAAAGAUAUCUUUACAAAAAUUUUUAUUUGGGAAUGGAGUGAGAAUAAAAAGCCCAGCUUCAGGCUCAUGCACUUACGUGGCUUAUGCACGUUUCCUCAUGUCUGUCUUCCACGAAAAUGUGGCUAAAAUCCCUAGUUUAUAGGAAGCAGAGAGAAGUUUUUAAACAACUACCAAUGUAGUUCUGUAUACAUUUACUAAGUGAUUUUGGUUCUCUGUAUUCUCUGUUUUAUGUUCUCAUGAUAAUCAUCUGUUCACAGACUGAUCUGUCAAGGACUUCAGUCACACUGGUUCCAAAGCGUAAUAGUAACCAGAUGGAAUUCUAGUACUUACAGGCAUUGGUGCUAGGUGGCACAUUUUAUGUGUUAAAAUAAACAUUGUUUUUGAGA
Messenger RNA from Vicugna pacos (alpaca), 2472 nucleotides. It is a transcript of the gene VCPKMT, whose product is annotated as valosin containing protein lysine methyltransferase. The record is from RefSeq and is a predicted model, not a curated record. Lineage: Eukaryota; Metazoa; Chordata; Mammalia; Artiodactyla; Camelidae. Gene Ontology annotation, cellular component: cytosol; protein-containing complex. Gene Ontology annotation, biological process: peptidyl-lysine trimethylation.